AUGUUCGACGCACCUUCGUUACUUCGUGGUGGUCACGUCACAUUCAGAAUCGCGCAACUGGACGUCAAGCAUCUAAAGAAUAUGGAUGGUGUGCAAGACCGUGUUGCGGAAAAUAUGAAGAAACUUCAAAACUACGUACAACAAACGAUUCACGAUUUGCAAAAUCCGGCCAAUUGCAGUGCGGCUCCGAAGCUCUUUUGUCCUCUCACGAACAAGUGCGGACUGGCAUCGGGUGUCCACAACCUCCUCUGGUGCUUGGUGGUGGCGUUGCGCAGUGGAAGGACGCUGGUAGUAGACACCUCCGAGUGGCACUACGCCACUGGAAACAAGUGGGUCAAGACGUUCCUCCCUAUCCUGGGCCCGUCUUGUGCGGAUGCCGACACGAGGAACACGACGAAGAACCCAAUCCCAGGAGCGGGUCAGGUUAGGGGGAACAUCGUUGAGCUUCCAUCCGCCAUCGCCGAACCCCUGGUGGCUAAUCAUGGAAGCCCCUACGCCUGGUGGUACGGACAGCUGAUGAGAUACAUACUCAGGCUCCAAGCUACCACGUUAAAGAAAAUCUCGGACUUCAAGAUGUCCAGGGGGUACAAGCACCCUAUCGUCGGAGUGCAUAUCAGGAGGUCGGACAAGUACCUGGAGGCAGUCUAUCACGAUGUCCAAGAGUACAUGGUUCACGUGGAGGAUUACUACGCCAAGCUUUCUCUUACAACGCACGUCGAAAAGAAGAGGGUGUUCGUGGCAACGGACGAACCCCGUGUCGUCAACGAGAUCCGAAAAAAAUAUCCUCAGUACAAGGUGAUCAACAACGAGGUGGUUUCCCGCCAGGCACGUGCCAGGACCACCAGUCGGAACAACACCGCGCUCUUCGGUGUAAUGCUCGACAUCACUCUGCUGGCCGAGUCGGACUUUAUAGUCUGCACAAUGUCCUCUGGGUUUUGCCGGGUGGCCUACGAGCUGAUGCAAACCCAACAUCCCGAUGCCUCGCUGAGGGCGACAUCUCUGGACGUGGAGUACUUCUUCGCAUUCGUCUCCUUCCCACCGUUGAAGGCGCUGUACGCCAACCGACCGGCGUCGGAGGAAGAACUUGGCUGGCCAGGGGCCGGCGUGCUGAUUAAGAGACCCUCGCACUUCUGGGCAUUCUACUACGCGUUAAACAGAAAGUACAACUACGGUUUCAACCCGGGUCGCCUAUUGAGCGCCUCCAAGAAGAGCAAAGCCAAACAGUAUCCUAGGUUUAAAACCACGCAGACGUACCCUGUUACAAAUUUCAAGGCCUUUACCGCGCCCUUACCUUAA
This is a messenger RNA of Ixodes scapularis (black-legged tick), 1296 nucleotides long. RefSeq names its product alpha-(1,6)-fucosyltransferase-like. The record is from RefSeq and is a predicted model, not a curated record. Gene Ontology annotation, molecular function: alpha-(1->6)-fucosyltransferase activity. NCBI's taxonomy places the organism in Eukaryota, Metazoa, Arthropoda, Arachnida, Ixodida, Ixodidae. Gene Ontology annotation, biological process: protein N-linked glycosylation. Bases 1 to 1296 code for a protein of 431 amino acids. The transcript has 6 exons.